Molecule: messenger RNA, 216 nt
Organism: Penicillium bovifimosum
Lineage: Eukaryota; Fungi; Ascomycota; Eurotiomycetes; Eurotiales; Aspergillaceae
Exons: 2
Coding region: 1-216 (71 amino acids)
Source: RefSeq, a predicted model, not a curated record
AUGCAUCAGUACCACGCUGGGCAACAUCGAAGCCCCGAAGAAGGACUAAAUUUACCAGCCCUGGUCUUCUCCUCUCAGGGCAGCAUGGACACAUCACGAUAUGGACCCUCUCCUUGGCGACACCCCGCCGCCGGUUCAGCCCGGUUCCGGACCAUCGUCCGAACCAUCCGAUCUCAAAUCAACCGCAAAGUGCUUCAGGAUACGCGUCUAGAAUAA